Molecule: messenger RNA, 7821 nt
Organism: Anopheles bellator
Lineage: Eukaryota; Metazoa; Arthropoda; Insecta; Diptera; Culicidae
Gene: Cda5
Product: mucin-5AC
Exons: 13
Coding region: 70-6054 (1994 amino acids)
Biological process (GO): carbohydrate metabolic process
Cellular component (GO): extracellular region
Molecular function (GO): hydrolase activity, acting on carbon-nitrogen (but not peptide) bonds; chitin binding
Source: RefSeq, a predicted model, not a curated record
UCGCAGUUUCUAAGUGUAUCGUUGUUUUUCCCGUUGGUCCUUUGGCGCUUCUGCCUCUCAACACACACGAUGGAGUUCAAAUCUGGAGUACUUUGGAUUGCCAGCUUCAUUCUGCUGAUCAGUCAAGAACAUGUCUUCGCACAAACAAAACGCUCGUUCCGCACGAGCGCAGCGCAGGGCCGGGCGCUCGGCACGAACCCGCGCCAGUCGUCCUCGUCCAGCGUGGACUUCCAGUGCCCGGAGGAGUUCGGCUACUACCCGCAUCCGGCCGACUGCUCCCAGUACUACGUCUGCGUGUUCGGCGGGGCGCUCCUGGAAAGCUGCACCGGCGGGCUGAUGUACAGCCACGAGCUGCAGACCUGCGACUGGCCGCGGAACGUCGGCUGUGAGCUAUCGAGGGGUCACAGCUCACCCUCAGCUCCUGCCGCACCAUCCCGCACGGUAACGCCACGCGUCCCGCAGGUGCUCAGUCGGGUGCGCUUCUCGUCGGCACCAUCAGCUCCGUCGGGCCCCUCGGCCCCCAGUGGACCAUCGGGACCUUCGGGACCGUCCGGACCCUCGGGACCGGCCGAACCGUCCGCUCCGGCACGUAUCCAGCAGAUCCACACGCUGCCGCCACCGCCACCACCACCGGCUAACCCGAACCCGGUCAUCACGACGCGCGGCCAACCGAAGAACUCACCCCAGGAAGACAUUGCCAAGCUCUACGCAGAAGCGCACGAAACACUUCCGCCAGUGGAGGAAGAGGAGUCUGACCGUCAGCAGCGCGUCUACCGCGGGCAGCCCAGCACGGUGUCGCAGGUGCAGCGCGACCGGGACGGCAUCCUGCAGCAGCCGAGCGUCAACGCCAUACCGACCCAGGCCAAAGUAGGUUCGUUCGCGUACAGUGCUCAACCUCAGCCAUUCAGAACCACCUAUCAGCGGCCCUCCUAUCAAGCAGACUACGACGAUGCUCUAGUGGCUCAGCUGCAAGAAGAUCGUUACAAUACGAAGCAAACCAAUACGCAAAUCAGAAACGAGCUGAACUCUAUCUCGGACCGCCCGAUACUGGUCUCGUCCACGGUCCGUGCCUAUAACGGUCCCAAGUAUCAGACGGCGUUCGUUACGACACCCGAACCAUUCUCACUGCCGUCGUCAACUACAGCCAGAACCACCACCACCACCACCACCACAACUACCACACCAGCUCCAAUACCACAGUACUAUACAACCAGAUCAUCACAAUUGGACGAUCAAAGCAUUAAAACAACACCCAAAUCAAUCAUAUUAACACUCGCAGCACGCAGCGCGGGUCCCUCAUCGUCCCCCGAACCGCCUCCUCCCUUCCUGGUGUCCUUUGCUCCCCCGUCCUUCCGGUCCCCGUCCGAUGAGUCACGGUACCGCAGUAGCACUGCCUCGUCCCCGUCGGUGCCACCACGCCACAUCCAUCCAUCAUCAUCACCAUCACCAUCAUCAAGCACACCCUCCACACUCACCACCACCACCGUACCCAGUACCACGAGCACCACCACAACGACCACAACCGUCCGUACCGAACACUUGCCCCGGUUCCGACCGUCCCCCGAGUACAACCGACAUCCGGCCCGUCUGCCUUCGUCUCCUUCUCCACCGCCUCCCGAGAUCAAGUUCCAUCCGAUUCCGGACGAUCACUAUUACGACGACGAUGAGGAUGACGUAGACGUGGAGGACGGUGAUCCGAUCGACGAGGAACCGCUCGGACCGGUCCGACACUUUGGGUCUCCCAAGUUCCGCCCGGCCACCGACGACUCGGAGAAUGGGCACUCCAAGAAGCAGUUUAUCACCCAGAAGCUUCUGCCGGUGCUCUUGAGUCCGUUCCAGUCGGCGCGAUCCUCGUCCUCGGUUCAUGCGUACGCUGCCGGCCCGCCCGAGCAGACUCCCUUCUCAUACGAUCCCCAACCCGGGAACGACCAUCAGUUUGUGCCCCUGACGAGUACCUUCCCUCCAAGUACCACUACAAUACCUACCACUACUACUACUACUACUACUACUACUAGUACCACUACCACUAGAAGGCCCACAACUACUCCGUUGCCAAUCACAACAUCGCAGCUGCCCACCACAACGCUGGCCGUCCAGCGGGUGGUGCCAAAGUUUGUCCUCUCCGAGGUACAACCGUCCAGCUUUCGGACUCCUUUCAGUACGACGGCCAAAGCGCCUGACGCGCUGCCCGACUACGGUGGGUUCCUCUAUCGGGAAUCGCUGCCACAGCAUACCUUCCUGAGCGCCAUUGCCACUACGCUGUCGGCGACACAGUCCUCCACGAUCGCAACGACCACUCCGGAACCGGUCCGGUUCACUUUGGGCUCUCGGUCACGAACCGUGACACCGACCCCAUUCUCGUUACGGUUCGAACCGGUCCAACCGGAGCAGCCUUUCGGUAAACCGAACCGAACCUACACCCUGACUGGGCUGAGUGGUUCCCGGUUCGGAUCGCCGCUGCCCACCAGAACCACUUUUUCUGAUGACGUCACCAGUGUGACCACUGAAAGGACGACCCCUACGCCGCUGACCACCACGGUGACGACUUCCACCGUAGGCCCUAGUAGUAACGUAAGAUUCGUGAUAAGCUCUAGCCUUAGUACAACCGCACGGCCCCAGCCAGAUCGGACGCCGGCGCCGGUUGAGUCUGUUGCUCUUCAUAAGAGCCGCGAUCACGUCGAACCGACCGCCUCCAGUGACUGGGUGCCACGUGCGCUGAUCCAGGAGAAGGUGCUCUCCAGUCCCAGGACGAACACCCUGCAGGAGACGAACGAGCCGGAACCGGUGCAAGAAUUGGACGAACCUUUGUUGCGUACCGAUCCGGCCAAGGAUGACGGCGUAGGGGGGACGUCGACCACGUCGGCUCCAACGCGGUUCCCUCCGCGAACCACGCUGACUCCGUCGCUCGGUCCGCGGUCCUCGGAGGGCAAGAAGAUGGUGGCCGAGAAGGAGCCACCGAAAGUACAAAGCUUUACCUCGCGCGGCCUUAUCUUUAAGGAAGCGCUCAACAGAACGCUGGACCCGUCGGCCGGCCAGCCACCCGUCACCAGCCGGGUGGUGGUGUCGCCGUACAAGAGUCUCGAGGUGCAGCGUCAGACGACGUCCUCGGACAAACCGUUCGCGUCGACGUCGCGCGUCAUCUCGAACCUGUACCGGACGACGACACCGGAAAGCCUGCCUUUGGUGGGGCCCACGGUGAAGCGUCCGUUCUCGACGCCGGCUCCAAGCACUACGACGUCGACCACGUCGACUACGUCGACAUCGACGUCAACGUCGACAACGUCGACGACGACGGUGACUCCUAGCACCACCACUCUAGUGACCCCAGAAGAGGUCAGCGUCACGGCGGUGAGCAAACCCACCGAAGUCUAUCGCGGGCGCUACCGACCGGUGUUUAGCUUUGUGCGAUCGGCCGAGUCGAACGACGAGGUGACCACACCACGCUACCUGCAGUAUCUGCGUCCCCGUGGCCGUGGAUCACCUCGCCGGUCGUACACUCGCUUGAGGCCAACGGCCCAAAGCUACACGCAGCUCCGUUCGAGCACGGUGCUCGACAGCGAUUCGAGGAACGUUUCGAGCAGUCCCGGCUCGGGCUCGCUGGACAGUACCGUACUGUCCGUCGUAUCUUCCAGUGAGUACAGUGAGCGCCCGAGUGCGGCCUACUUGAACCACAUUCCGACGGCCGAUCCAAGGGCCAAGUAUGGGGUCGAGCUCACGGAAGCCAAGUCCCCGGUCAAGCAGGAGGCGAACCACACCGGCCAAGUGGUGCAGAUCACCGACAAACCGGUGUACUACACGCGGUUCCACGCGACCUCGACUGAAGUGAGCUCCUUUGCCCCUGUCGCCAACAGCAAUGGUGCUGGUCGACCGGUGGAGUCGACGACGAAGAAGUUCCGCGCCACGGUCGAGAUGCCGGAAAUGAACAUUCCGACCGAGAAGGAGCUGCAGCUGUCGUACCUCCACCAGGACACGAGUACGGGUACGAGCGAGGAGAGCACCCAAGUCGACGACGACGACGAAGACGAUGAGGAGCAGGAGCAGGAGCAGGAUGAUGAGGUAGACGAAGAUCUGGCCGAUUACUCCUACCUGGAGACGACGAAGACCACUACACCGACGAUCACGCCCUCGACUACCUCGACCUCGACGACGACGACGACGACGGGCACCCCUCGGAGUACCUUCCGGCCGAUGGCACGGGCCUCGAAGCGUUACAGCGUUACGCCCACCGUUACGGCCCCGACAACCGAGCGUUACCAUGUGCCAUCGCGCCCGUAUCCGAGUACGGCGCCCGAACGGAACCUGACUGGCUGGUCCGGUACGGCCGACCCGACUGCUGACAACGCUGCACGCCCCAUCUCCUCCACCCCGCCACCUUCCUUCCCUUCCUCGAGUUCUUCCACUCCUGUUCCGCCAGUUCCGGACGUAGUGGCCAGUGGCUCUGCGGGCUAUCCGAACGGUAGUCUAAACGUCGACGCUUCCUUCACACCAUCCACAAUCCCCACAUCCCCUGCCACCACCACCACCACGGUCCGCCCGCCAACCGCGACGUACGCCAUGAGCAAGCUCCCACCGCGCGCUUCCAGGGUCAAUAAUGCCAUAAAGACCACGAUCGCAGCCGCACAACUGCCACGCCGGUACGGCAAGCCGUCCGCAGCAGCAGCGGGAAAAAGCAUACAAUGUACAGAAAACUCGCUGUCCGCCAAGUGCAACGAGAUCCCGUCGAGGGGGGUGAGUAACAACAACAACAACCGGAACCGUGGCAAUUCACAGUACGCGACCGACGCGGUCCAGUCGACGAUCUCGGCCAACCGAGGAACCCAUCCACCACGAGCACGGCCAACGCUGAAGCCAUCGCAGAACAUUGUCUCGAAGGCACAGGAGUUCAUCGACAUCUACCGGUAUCCACCGACCCGUCCGGAGCCGCUCUACCCACAGCCGACCCCGGACAAGACGGCCGCCAAGUGCCGGAAGGACGUGUGCCUGCUGCCCGAUUGCUACUGCGGUGGUAAGGACGUGCCCGGGGAGCUACCGGUCGAGCAGGUCCCGCAGAUCGUGCUGCUCACCUUCGACGACUCGGUCAACGACCUGAACAAGCAACUGUACCAGGACCUGUUCGAGCGGGGUCGUGUCAACCCGAACGGGUGCCCGAUUACGGCCACGUUCUACGUGUCACACGAGUGGACCGACUACAGCCAGGUCCAGAACCUGUACGCCGUUGGCCACGAGAUGGCGUCGCACACGGUCUCUCACAGCUUCGGGGAGUCGUUCUCGCCGAAGAAGUGGGCCCGGGAGGUGGCCGGCCAGCGCGAGAUCCUGUCCGCGUACGGUGGCGUCAAGCUGGAGGACGUGCGCGGAAUGCGGGCCCCGUUCCUGUCGAUCGGGGGCAACAAGAUGUUCAAGAUGCUGCACGACUUCAACUUCACGUACGACUCGUCGAUGCCGGUGUACGAGAACCGGCCGCCCAGCUGGCCGUACACGCUCGACUACAAGAUCUUCCACGACUGUAUGAUUCCGCCCUGUCCGACCAAGAGCUAUCCGGGUGUUUGGGAAGUUCCUAUGGUGAUGUGGCAGGACCUGAACGGUGGGCGCUGCUCGAUGGGAGACGCCUGCUCGAACCCGCCCGAGGCGGACGGGGUGUACAAGAUGAUCAUGAAGAACUUCGAGCGCCACUACACGACCAACCGGGCACCGUUCGGACUGUACUACCACGCGGCCUGGUUCACGCAGCCGCACCACAAGGAAGGAUUCAUACAGUUCCUGGACGCGAUCAACUCGAUGCCGGACGUCUUCAUCAUCACCAACUGGCAGGCCCUGCAGUGGGUCCGCGAUCCGACCCCGCUCUCGCGCAUCAACUCCUUCACGCCGUUCCAGUGCAACUACCCGGAUCGCCCGAAGCGGUGCAACAACCCGAAGGUCUGCAACCUGUGGCACAAGUCAGGCGUCCGGUACAUGCGCACCUGCCAGCCGUGCCCCGAGAUCUACCCGUGGACCGGCAAAACCGGGAUCCGCUCGUCCCGCAUCGACAACGACAUCGAGGUGGCCGACACCAACUAAGUCACCCGGGAGCUGACCGCUGACGGCCGACACGCGAGUCCUUCCCCCUGAUUGGUUCCAAUUCCCCAUUUGGGGGCGGAAGGAUUUUUUUCUUUUCCCCAGCGCCCGCCAGCGUCAAAAGAAAACUAAUCGAACCGUCGCCGCCACCACACAGACUAGAUACCCGCUCGGGAGGACUCCGUUCCGUUUCAGAGUGUUCCGGCAGGGAACGCAGGAGCAUGAACUAGUUCUAGUGUAUGAUACUAUUUUAUUCCGCUAUAAAUUAUUAGAACUCUAGAGACUUGUCGCGAGUCGCGAGUGAACCGCGUACCGGCCGGGCACACACAGGUUUAGGUUGCGAUCCGAGAGUCGGCAAGCAAAAACGGCAGAACGGCAAACCCAAAACACCGGCCCCGGACGUGCUGUGUAAAUAUUUAUGAUCGCCCUGUUUGGGUAACUUACGGAACGGAAAGGCACAAAAUUAUCGACCCCUUUUCGAAGUCGGAUCCUCGCCACACGGAGUCGAAUCGGAUCGACAGACAGACAGACAGGGGAGCUCCCGGCGUUUAUAAUACUCAACCCCAAAACCGAAACCCCCCAAAACUUGAAGAUUGAAGUGUGUGGCCGGAAGAUGGUACGGUUUAUGGUACGUUUUUUUUUGUUUUCAUGAUAACAAUGUGUGACGGCACAGACGGUGACGGAGACACAAGCUGGCAUCUGUAGCAGUUGUGCCAACGCCCUCCGCACCCACAACGAGCACCGGGGGUCGUCGCAAGGUUAGGUGAUUAGGAAUUAGUGCACUGCCAUAACGAACGAACAAAAACGCUGAGGAAAGGAACUCUCCCAGGAGAGAGAGAGAAAGACGCUCUAACAAUAGGGAGGACGUAGUGCAAAAAUUGUAGCAAAAGCUAGUAUCCGUUUUAUCAGAAGACAAAAUGGGAAUCACAUCCGAUCACACACGCUCUGUUACGCUGGUGUCCGGUUUCAUCGUCACUGUGGCUGUGUGCGUGCGUUUUGAUUCUCUCUCUCUCUAUACGAUCGCUUUCGAAUUCGAUUCCAUCGGUUUCCACCGGUAAGGAAUCACUAAUCACUGAAGCAACGCAGCACUGGCACUGCCGCCUGGCCUGGAGAGGUGUCCUUUUGGGUGGAAGUCUUCCCGGUGACGAUGAAACGCAUACCAUUUUAACAGGGCACCGGCACUGGACAGGACACGUGCUCCGCAUAGGUUGGGCUCCGUUCCGUCCUUCCCUGACUUGACAGUAUUGUGUGCUACGCGCGACGACCAGCCGAAUCCAGGCGAGCUGCAGUGAGACACUAGAACAUUAGGUAGAUAGGCACCCUGCUGCACCCGUAGCUUAAUGUAGCGGCACCGGGCGGGAAGCUGAUAAUUUUCCUGUACAUAGACCUAGGCCUUCCCUCUGGCACUCUCUUAGGAGCAACAACAAAACCACACCCCCGAAGGAGCAUUGGAAGGAGCAUUGGAAUUUUGAUUGACCGCCGCAUGGCCCGCGCACAUCGCGUUAUGAACGGCAGAAGGGAGGAGGCGCUUUUUAUGUUACGGACCCUACUAUUACACAGACGGAGCCUUGGUAUGGCCCUUAGUUCUUUACCGAAAAUGUAUUUUUGCUGUCCCCUUACGCUACUACAUCUUACACUUACGCUGUUUGUGUUACUGCUAUACUGCCGGUACGUAGGUCUUGUGCAGGUUAGGGUGCGACCGAAUCGAAACGCACUGCCGUUAGAGUGUAAGUGCAUUGAAUAGAGCGACAGAGAGAGAUAGAGAGAGAG